AUGAGUGAAGAGAUUGAACCCUACAUAGCUAAGAAAUUUGAGAUCAUCCAGAAAUUAGGUAAAGGAGCAUAUGGUAUUGUGUGGAAAGCCAUUGAUAAGAAGUUGAAACAAGUGGUUGCUUUGAAGAAGGUUUUUGACGCAUUUCAUAAUGCCACUGAUGCAUAGAGAACCUUUAGAGAAGUCAUGUUUCUUCAGGAAUUAAAUGGACAUGAGAAUGUCGUUCGUUUGCUGAAUAUAAUGAAGGCUGAGAAUAAUAAAGACUUAUAUUUGGUAUUCGAUUAUAUGGAGACUGAUCUACAUGCAGUAAUACGUGCCAAUAUUUUGGAAGAAAUACAUAAGAAAUAUAUUGUUUAUUAAAUCUUAAAAGCUCUAAAGUUUAUACAUUCAGGCGAAUUGAUACACAGAGAUCUGAAGCCAUCAAAUGUCCUAUUGAAUUCUGAAUGUCUGGUGAAGGUUGCAGAUUUUGGCUUAGCUAGAAGUCUAGUGUAGAAUGAAGAGGAUGGAAUGGUUCUUCUCACUGAAUAUGUGGCUACUCGUUGGUAUCGGGCUCCAGAGAUCUUACUUGGUUCUACAAAGUAUAGCAAGGCAGUAGACAUGUGGUCUGUUGGUUGUAUUGUAGGAGAAUUGAUACUUGGAAGAGCCAUUUUUCCAGGGACAUCAUCUUUGAAUCAAAUCGAACGUAUAAUUGAACUCCUUGGGAAACCAAAAGCAGAUGAAUUAGAAUCUUUAGAUAGUCAAUUGGCUGCUAAUAUUCUAGCUUCAAUCAAUAUCUCGAAAAAGAAAUCCUUUGCAUAAUUCUUUACUGGGGCUACAGAAGAAGCUCUUGAUUUAAUAAGGAGAUUGCUUUGCUAUAACCCAAAAACAAGAUUGACUGCAGAACAAGCUUUAAAACAUAAAUAUGUUAUAGAAUUCUCGUAGCCAGAUGAGGAGAUUGUGAGUUUGCAGCCAUUCAAAAUUUCGAUGAAUGACAACAAGAAAUUCACCAUCAAGGAUUAUCGUGAGUCAUUGUACUCAGACAUUUCAAAGAGGAAGAAGGAUCAACGAAAAAAGUGGCAGCACAAGUAUUUAGCUCAAUUGGGUGUCAAUUUGGAAGAGGAGAAUGAUAAAAAGCUCAAAAACAAAGAACCCAGUCCAAAACGACAAGAUGAUCUGAUAGAUUUAAAUAAGGUGGACGAUUUGCAAUUGAUUUAUUAUUAACAAAUGCAACAAUAGGCUUUGUUAUAAAAGAAAAACUAGAGACCGCAAUCCCAAUCUGGAAAUUAAGUUAGGCAACACAGCCAAGAUGUUGCCAGAACUAUUUCUUAAGAAAAUUCAAUUUAACAGAUACAACAUACCCAAUAAACUCAUCAUAAAUCAAACUCGAUAGUCGCCAAUUCUAAUCAAUAUAAACAAGGAUAUUAUUAUCCAUUUUAGUAACCAAAUAACAAUUAGUAGACUUCAAAAUACAAUGGAAUCAAUAAAUCAGCUAACAAUAUAGUUCAAUAAUAAAUGGGAAGAUCAUCAACGGGAUACUAUUAAAAAGUCAAUAAAAAAUGA
Messenger RNA from Paramecium tetraurelia, 1536 nucleotides. RefSeq lists its product as uncharacterized. Gene Ontology annotation, biological process: intracellular signal transduction; protein phosphorylation. The record is from RefSeq and is a predicted model, not a curated record. Gene Ontology annotation, molecular function: ATP binding; MAP kinase activity. Lineage: Eukaryota; Ciliophora; Oligohymenophorea; Peniculida; Parameciidae. Gene Ontology annotation, cellular component: cytoplasm; nucleus. The transcript is spliced from 5 exons.